GGUGUUGGCUACCUUAAUGACGAUUACUUAUUCGAUACCGAUAGUCGAUGGAUCGGACUGGCGCUGGUAGUGGAAAAAUGGCCAGAAGACCGGAGCAUUCAGCACCGCCAGAAAUUUUCUACAACGAUGAUGAGGCCAAAAAAUAUUCUACUAACACCCGCAUCAUUGAAAUCCAAGUGGAAAUGGCCGAACGUGCCUUGGAAUUGCUGGCCUUUCCCGAAGACGAAGAUGAAUCCCGCUUGAUUUUGGACAUUGGCUGUGGCUCUGGGCUCUCGGGAAGCGUUCUCGAGGACAGCGAACACAUGUGGAUCGGCAUAGAUAUAUCCAAGUCCAUGUUAGAUAUCGCUGUGGAACGGGAAGUGGGAGGGGAUGUGAUCUUGGGAGACAUGGGCGAGGGUAUGCCCUUCAAGCCAGGCACCUUCGACGGCGCCAUCUCAAUCUCCGCCCUCCAGUGGCUCUGCAACGCUGACAAGUCAUACCACAAUCCUCACAAGCGAUUGUUGAAGUUCUUCACCACAUUGUUUUCCUGUCUGACGCGAACCGCCCGUGCAGUCUUUCAAUUCUAUCCGGAGAACGCCGACCAGAUAGAAAUGGUUACCUCGCAGGCCAUGAAGGCGGGCUUCUACGGAGGAUUGGUUGUAGACUACCCCAACUCCGCAAAGGCCAAGAAGUACUACCUGGUGCUGAUGACUGGAGGAUCGGCCGAGCUGCCCAAGGCUUUGGGUUCCCCUGAAGAGGAGCGUCGCGUUAACUAUAUCAAGAAACGAGAUGCCUGCCGCGAGGCACGAGGCAAGGCCCCUAAAAAAUCCCGAGAUUGGAUCUUAGCCAAGAAGGAGCGGCGUCGGCGCCAGGGAUUAGAAACCCGUCCUGAUACAAAGUACACAGCGCGCAAGCGCAGCGGCAAGUUUUGAUAAAACUAUGCACAGUAAAUCAUACAAAAAAUGUUUAAUUAUUUGGAGAUCAGUUGAUUUUUCGGUUUCGUACAAUACUUAAGAAGUAAGAACAUAAAAGGCGAUAUUUAUUUUAACAUUUUGAGUGAUAUACAAAAUGCGUUCUAACACAAUCGAAAAUGAGAACUCCUAAUACCCUUUACGCAAAGAAAAACACUAACGUUUCUUAUUCACAAAAA
This is a messenger RNA of Drosophila elegans, 1129 nucleotides long. RefSeq names its product probable 18S rRNA (guanine-N(7))-methyltransferase. NCBI's taxonomy places the organism in Eukaryota, Metazoa, Arthropoda, Insecta, Diptera, Drosophilidae. Gene Ontology annotation, biological process: rRNA (guanine-N7)-methylation. The coding region runs from base 48 to 911 and encodes 287 amino acids. The record is from RefSeq and is a predicted model, not a curated record. Gene Ontology annotation, cellular component: nucleolus. The transcript is spliced from 5 exons. Gene Ontology annotation, molecular function: rRNA (guanine) methyltransferase activity.